AUGAGGUAUACUGUGCCUGCUUUAGCCCUUCUAUGGGGUCUCACUCUCGCCAAUCCCCUCCCGGCACCGAAGGCUACCGCGCCCGCAGUCGGAGCCGACCCUCCCCGUAGUCAGCCACCAAUGGUGCCUAUGCCAUGGCUCUCUGCAUCGCCGACUGCCGCAACCGCCCCCACGCCAACACCCAAGACAGAGCCUAAGCCAGAGCCUAAGCCAGCUGCUGUAGUGGCAUCUCCUUCGCCAUCCCCCUCUGCAUCCCCUUCGGCAUCCCCUUCGGCAGCCCCUGUGGCCUCUGCCGCUGCCGCACCUCCAGUUCCCUUGUCCGCUGCUUCGCUAUCCAAUGGUCCCAACAAUUCCGGCGGCAUUGUCCCGGUUCCAACAGGCAGCAUAUGCUACAGCGUACCCGCUCUCAUGUCACCCAUUGGUGGCAACUUAGUCAGUGUGUCCAUUAAUAAGGGAUGGAACUGCAAAUUCUUCACAAACCCUGACUGCCCCAACUGGGAUCAGCAAGUCCUUAACCUCGACGGUGCCAAUCAGUAUGCUGCACUGGACGGCGUUUACGUCAACAACGUCCAAAGUGUGUUGUGCACCAAGCUCUGGGGUGGACCAAAUUAA
This is a messenger RNA of Exserohilum turcica Et28A, 612 nucleotides long. RefSeq lists its product as uncharacterized. NCBI's taxonomy places the organism in Eukaryota, Fungi, Ascomycota, Dothideomycetes, Pleosporales, Pleosporaceae. The record is from RefSeq and is a predicted model, not a curated record. The transcript has 3 exons. The coding region runs from base 1 to 612 and encodes 203 amino acids.